UGUGUAGCGAUGUCAGCUCCACUCGGGCCCCGGGGCCCAGGCGCCCCCCCGCCGGCUGGAGCCCUACCCGACCUGCCGGACCUCAGCCACCUCACCGAGGAUGAGAGGAAGAUCAUCCUGGGCGUCAUGGACCGACAGAAAAAGGAAGAUGAGAAGGAACAGUCAAUGCUAAAGGUCAAAGAAGAACAAAAGCCUCAGCCGGCACAGUGGUUUAGUCCCUUUAGUGGGAUCACUGAGCUGGUAAAUAACGUUCUGCAACCUCAGCAAAAGUCCCAAAAUGAGAAGGAGCCUGAGCCUGUGUCUGAGCCUGAGACGAAGUUGCACCAGCAGUUUGAGAGCUACAAGGACCAGGUGAAGAAGAUGGGGGACGAUACGACCCCGCAGACGGGGACGACAGGAGAACCCCAGAAGAACCCCAACGACUCUCCUACCUGCGGGAUUUGCCACAAAACCAAAUUCGCUGACGGCUGCGGCCACCUCUGUUCAUAUUGCCAAACGAAAUUCUGUGCUCGGUGUGGAGGACGAGUGUCUCUGCGGUCAAAUAAGGUUAUGUGGGUAUGCAACUUGUGCCGAAAACAACAAGAAAUCCUAACCAAGUCGGGAGCGUGGUUCUACAGCAGCGCCGCAGGGCCACGGGGCAGGUCUGAGGGCCCCAGGGUUCGACGUCACGAGGAGGCUCCCCAGGAGAAGAAGGCCAAACUGCAGCAGGAUCUCCUCUACCAGGGGCCCACAGGGGACAUAUCAGCAGAUAGAAGCAGACCUCCUGGGCUCCCCAGACAAGGCUCCCUCAACAACGGCUCAGGGCUGAGGCACUCAGGUCAAGGACAGGACAUAGACAGCCCCUGUGAAAAGAAGCCCAGGCACCUAUACCCUAGCCCUAGCCCUAAACUCAAGCCCAACCCCAGCUCCAGCCGUAUACCCCAGGCCCAGCCCUAUACCCCGACCCAAUACUCCAGCCUCAGCCUCAGCCCCAUCCCUACAUCCUAG
Molecule: messenger RNA, 987 nt
Organism: Oncorhynchus nerka (sockeye salmon)
Lineage: Eukaryota; Metazoa; Chordata; Actinopteri; Salmoniformes; Salmonidae
Product: regulating synaptic membrane exocytosis protein 2-like
Exons: 6
Coding region: 10-987 (325 amino acids)
Biological process (GO): regulation of synaptic vesicle exocytosis; positive regulation of synaptic transmission; calcium ion-regulated exocytosis of neurotransmitter
Cellular component (GO): cytoskeleton of presynaptic active zone; presynaptic membrane
Molecular function (GO): transmembrane transporter binding; small GTPase binding
Source: RefSeq, a predicted model, not a curated record